This is a messenger RNA of Fundulus heteroclitus (mummichog), 1648 nucleotides long. RefSeq lists its product as uncharacterized. Bases 222 to 1547 code for a protein of 441 amino acids. The transcript has 12 exons. Gene Ontology annotation, cellular component: nucleus. Gene Ontology annotation, molecular function: DNA-binding transcription factor activity. The record is from RefSeq and is a predicted model, not a curated record. Lineage: Eukaryota; Metazoa; Chordata; Actinopteri; Cyprinodontiformes; Fundulidae.
GAAAAGGUAUAUUCUAGAGUUAUGGAGUUAUGUAGUGUUAUGAGUUGUCCAACCUCAUAGCCUUCCACUAGGUGGCUGUAUGUACAUCCGAAGUUGCUUGCAAUCCAUUAAUAAUGAUAAGAAGAAGUUAGGGUUGGCCCUAAUCUUAUUUUUAAUUAAAAAAAAUAAAAAUACGGAUGGAUUUGCUCAUAUGAUUAUAUGAAAAUCUGUGUUUGUACCAUAUGAAAAUGUUUAAUAUUUGUAUUAGUAGUAAUAAUAAUAAAUUACGGAUUGCAACCGACAAAAGAUUAGAGAAGAAGAAGAAGCUUACGUCAUUCGACGCGACACUUUCCACGGUCGGAGCUGGUUCAAUGUCAAGAAGAGAGAGAACACAUAUCCCGGAGGAAGCGAAGGUCUUCCUCCAGAAAGCCUAUAAAGAAGGGAUGACCAGGGUGGGAUCUCCACUGGUUGGAGCGGCAUCCCAGGCCACUGGCUUGCCACCGUUUGUCAUUGAUAACUGGAUUGGAAACUAUAGAAGAAAAAAACCAUCUUCUUCUCAACCUAAAAACAAGAAGUUAUACACCAAGGACCUGUCUGGUUACAACCUGUUCUGCAGGGAUCAGUUAAAGAACAAGGGAAGCCUGAAAGAUAUUACGCAGAAAUGGUCCACUUUGGCAGAAGAGCAGAAGAGGCAAUAUGCGGAGGAGGCAGCAGCUCUAAAAGUUCAGCGCACUUCAGAUGACAUGAGCCCAGAUAUGCGAUGCCUGAAAUUGAAGAAGCACCUAAAGCAGAUGAAAAUAGAGGUUGCCAGUCUUGAGAAGCUUGGUGUAGAGACUGGUGUAAUGAUGUAUGACCAUCAAAAGCCUUUCUUAGAAGUCCUAGAAGUGAGCAGCAAAGGUGCUUCUUCGUUCUUCGACAGUACCGACGUACUGGACAACUUUGCACUGCAUUUCAAAGGAAAAUCAUCAUCUACUUCUGCUGCAAAAGAACCGGUUGAUCAAAUGGUUAAGAAAGUGCAGGGGCUCUUCAACAGGAAAUACAAUGAAGCGGGAGGCAGAGGAAGGCUCCCGUACAUCUCCAUUCAAAAUGAAAGCAUAAUUAUCAACGCUUUUGGUCUACCUGAUGGCAUCACUCUCAAAAAACCAUGCCACUAUGGACGUAAACAGUUAGAAGUCAUUUUAAAUAAUGCGGCGAACAUUUCCUUUAAAAUUAAUGAAAAGACUGUUGAAGAAUCAGUUGUAACAUCUGACACUGGAGUGGUGAUAACUGCAAAUGACCCCGGGAGGACAAUUAGGACACCAACUGUGGAAGACAUUUUGAAUGGAAUGUGUGCAAAUGAUGAGCGGAGCGUAACAGAGCCUAUGGGUUUGACGGAAGUGCUGUCAAGAGAACCGACUACACAUGAUACUACGGAUGUUUGCAACAUCUGCCACUGUCUGUUCAGUGAUGAUAAAAAAAAUGCCAAGAAGAAGUGGCGUGAGUGGCGACGUUGCAACACAUGUGAGCAGUGGUCACACCUGGCAUGUGGAUUCAAGAAAAACUUGUGUCGUCAUUGUCAGACCCCCUAGAAGUUGAGCCUUGUUAUGUCUUUCAAUGUUAGCAUUUCCUGUAGUUUGUCUUAAACAAUUGAUAAAUGUGCAAUGUUCAAUAAAAGCUUUUGUAUUGAAAA